UGAAAAGAGUCUCCCCGAUGUCGCUAUAUCUAUAUAUUGCUCUUUCCAUUAAGCCACCGCACAGCCGAGCGUUUGAAAUGCUACGAGUACUCAAUGUUCAAGACUACAGGUAGGUUCCCAGGUAAUUGUGUCUUGAUUUUGGUGACUCGCGGUAUCCUGUCUGCAGAGCAAAGGCAAGUAAGGCACACAGGUGCCUACCUCAUGAUCAGAGGCCAUGGUGUUGAUGGGGGGUCGCCUAUUUCCAGGUUCAUUCUCACGUUAGCCGACCCCACCGCCUUCCCGCCUUCCCCGGGUCAAGCAGCGAGGCCUAGGGUCGUAUGUCUGCCACAGGGCAUCCAUAAGGUGCUGUCAGGCAGCCUUACAGCGCUUGUAUAUGGUAUGUGCUGGGCAGAGCCUCGGCCAGGGCGUCGGAGAUUGAUGUCAUGGCCGACUGUUGAUCUUUAUGCUUGCCUUCCAGCUGGAGCGGUGAGAGUAGCAGGCAGUCAAAUGACUGUGCGCCCCGGCAGUCUGGCAACCAGUCUCUCUGCCCAUUUCUAGCGGGUUUCAGGUCAGACCACAGCCUGCUGCACCAUAUCCAUACAUCGAAUUACAUUCGAGAGCCCUGCCUCUCGUAAUCUCACUCUCAUGUCAUUGCCCACACUCAAGGCAUCCAUCCAGAAGAUGGGUUUGGUCUGAUGAACUGGGACUUCCUUUAUUUGCUUCGUUUUCCUCGAGCUUAUUUCAAGUGCCCCGUUCCUCUCUCUCAGAUCUCGUUGUGUUAGCCUUCUGUCCCUUUCUCACACAAAGGCAUAACACAUAU
Messenger RNA from Lasiosphaeria miniovina, 799 nucleotides. RefSeq lists its product as uncharacterized. The transcript has a single exon. The coding region runs from base 94 to 537 and encodes 147 amino acids. The record is from RefSeq and is a predicted model, not a curated record. Lineage: Eukaryota; Fungi; Ascomycota; Sordariomycetes; Sordariales; Lasiosphaeriaceae.